GAGCGUCCGCACGGUGUCCCGGAUGUGGUUGGUGAACACCAAAGACGAAGCCACUGUUCUAAGUCAUUCCACACACUCCUAUUUCACUAGGAGAAAGCUCUAGCGGACGACGAGGAAGAAGAGAUCGAACGAACGAGGGAUGGCGUCGAAGAGCAAGAUUCUAGUGAUCGGCGCCACCGGAUACAUCGGCAAGGACAUCGCUCUCGCCAGCGCCAGGGAAGGCCACUCCACCUUCGCCCUCGUCCGUGCCGCUGCUGGCGCCGACCAGCCCCCUGCCAAGGCCAAGCUCCUCCAAGACUUCCAGGCAGCCGGCGUCACGCUCGUCCACGGGGAUCUGUACGACCACGGGAGCCUGGUGAGCGCCAUCAAGCAAGUCGACGUCGUUAUCUCCGCCAUCGGCUUUUUGCAGUUGAAGGAUCAAACCAAGAUCAUCGACGCCAUCAAAGAUUCAGGCACCCACAUCAAGAGGUUUUUACCUUCCGAGUUCGGCAACGAUGUCGAUCGAGUGAACACCGUAGAGCCGGCCAAGUCAACCUUCGACAUCAAGGUACAGAUCCGAAGGGCCGUGGAGGCUUCAGGGAUCCCUUACACUUACGUGGCCAGCAAUUUCUUCGCCGGGUACUUCCUCCCAUCGCUCGGGCAGGCUGGAGUUGCCGGUCUUCCAACCGACAAAGUAGUCAUUUUGGGUGAUGGGAACGUCAAAGCUGUGUUUGUCGAUGAAGAUGACAUCGGAACAUACACUGUGAAAGCAGUGGAUGAUCCCAGAACAUUGAACAAGGUCCUGUAUCUGAGACCACCAAGCAACAUCCUAUCGCACAACGAGCUCGUUUCUCUGUGGGAAAAGAAAGUCGGCAAGACCUUCAAGCGGGUCUAUGUUUCUGAAGAAGAAGUUCUCAAGAAGAUCCAAGAAUCUCCUAUCCCAUUGAACGUGGUUUAUGCAAUUCAUCACUCGGUCUUCAUCAAUGGCGACCACACCAACUUCGAGAUCGAACCAUCAUUCGGCGUGGAGGCCUCGGAACUCUACCCCGAUGUCAAAUAUACUUCUGUCGAUGAAUACCUGAAUCGUUUUAUCUAAGAACAUGUCGAACAUUGUCGCUUUUCAGUAGUUAUGGAUGCAAAUAAAUCGCAUGUUCAUGUAAUCAUGUGUGUUAUCUGUUUGAAUUCCAUGGUUAUCUUUCUUUGUCCUUCUAA
Zingiber officinale is the source of this 1191-nucleotide messenger RNA. Its product is annotated as phenylcoumaran benzylic ether reductase Pyrc5-like. The transcript has 5 exons. Bases 140 to 1075 code for a protein of 311 amino acids. Lineage: Eukaryota; Viridiplantae; Streptophyta; Magnoliopsida; Zingiberales; Zingiberaceae. Gene Ontology annotation, molecular function: oxidoreductase activity. The record is from RefSeq and is a predicted model, not a curated record.